Messenger RNA from Ilex paraguariensis (yerba mate), 1412 nucleotides. NCBI's taxonomy places the organism in Eukaryota, Viridiplantae, Streptophyta, Magnoliopsida, Aquifoliales, Aquifoliaceae. The record is from the annotation of a GenBank genome assembly.
CCUGGUUGUUGAGAAGGCUGAGCUCAUUUCGAAAAUCGCCGAGAAGAAGAUUAAGGUGCCAUCAUCGUUCUCACUGCUUAGUUGGAUUUACUCAUGUUUGGAUCUAUCGAAGUUCCUAUUAUUCAGUGCAUAAUGGAAAAUUUUCUAGAACUGUGAGGUAAAUUUUCUAGAAUUUAUAUAAUACUCAUUUAUUUGAUUGAUAAAGCCCAUCUACUUCGUUAAUUUUAGUGAAGAUCUUGUUUGAUUCGUUGAAUUUUGUUAAUUUUGAUGUUUUAGUUUGACCUAAGGUUUGUGAUUUGGACAUCUUUCUUGUAUGGGCAAUGAAGGCUCUGAUCUACUGGAUUGGUUUCUGUUUAAUAGGGAUGAUGACAGUCUCACAUCUAUUAUUUUAUUAUGAAUUUUCAAGUUUUCAGUGAAUUGAGAAUCUUUUUAUCCACAAGAUUCUCAAUCUUUUUAUCAAUGGGCAAUAGCACUUAUUUCUUCUAUUUGUUUGUCUUCUCUUAUGAGUUUGGUUUUUGAUUAACGAGGUCAAGGAACAAGUGAGGGGAAAAGGGCUUUGUACCACUGCAAUUAUUGCAACAAAGAUAUAACAGAGAAAACUCAUAUCAAAUGUGCUGUAUGUUCUGAUUUUGGCCUCUGUAUCGAGUGCUUCUCUGUUGGUGCUGAGGUGAAUCUUCAUAAGAGCAAUCAACCCUGUAGGGUUAUGGUGUUGGUGUUAUUAUUCUUUCCAGGAAAUCCUCCAUUUGAGAGGCUUUGUGUAGCCGUGAUGCUAAUAGGAAUUGGGCAAGCAGGACGGAAACCAUCUUUAAAAGCAUUCCUUGCUGAUCAAUUGAAGAAGAGGGUCCAAUGUCUGAGCCAAGCUGAUCAAGAAGUGGAAGACCUUAUAAGACAUUGGUGGCGGUGUUUUCGCUUUUGGGCCGCUGCUGCUGUAUUUCUGGUCGCCGGAUUUCGUGGUUCUUGGCCGAUUAGGCUCACAGUUUCAGCGAGCGUGAUGGGAGAUACUUUUAUAUUGCUUUUGUUGGGUAUCCACCACUACCAUUAUGUACCACCAACGGGUAGCCCCGCUUUCGCUUUGGCUUAUCGACAUAUUUCGCGAAGUGAAGGGUGUUAUAUUUAACAAGCAUCUCCCCCACCCACCAGCUCAUGACUGUGAGAUUGUUGAAAAUGAUCCUGAAGAAAAAACAUCGGCAAGUGAAAAUCCAUUGAACAGGUCCCUCUUCCCAUUCUUAUUUCUGUGAUUUUAUUGUUGUUAUUUAUUGAGUAAAGUAGAGAUAACUCGUGACUAAAGACAUGGUAAAUAAUUGAUUUGGGAGAGGGGAGGAAAAUUCAAUAAGAAUAGUUUUGAGAGAGAUAUUGGUGGCCGUUGGAUAAAUUUAUUUAAGUCCGUCAGAUGAGCUUAUUGAAGUAUGUCU